Molecule: messenger RNA, 3489 nt
Organism: Syngnathoides biaculeatus (alligator pipefish)
Lineage: Eukaryota; Metazoa; Chordata; Actinopteri; Syngnathiformes; Syngnathidae
Gene: cse1l
Product: CSE1 chromosome segregation 1-like (yeast)
Exons: 25
Coding region: 161-3076 (971 amino acids)
Biological process (GO): protein export from nucleus; protein import into nucleus
Cellular component (GO): nuclear envelope; cytosol
Molecular function (GO): nuclear export signal receptor activity; small GTPase binding
Source: RefSeq, a predicted model, not a curated record
UUCUCCCGCACUUUGACAUAUGCGCAUGCGCCAUCGUGUGACCGCGCUGUUCCUUUUGCUGGAGACGUUUGAAAGCUGGCACGGCGAGCACGAGCGUGCAGUUGGUGUCUCCUAGUGCUACAUCGCAUACUGACAAAACAGUCACAGUGACGUAGCAACCAUGGAACUGAAUGAUGCAAACCUACAAACUCUCACAGAAUUUCUCAGAAAAACACUGGACCCAGACCCAACUGUCAGACGCCCAGCUGAGAAGUUCCUUGAAUCCGUGGAGGGAAACCAGAACUACCCGUUAUUACUUCUCACUUUGCUUGAAAAGUCCCAAGACAACGUUAUUCGGGUCUGCGCUGCUGUUACAUUCAAAAACUACAUCAAAAGGAACUGGCGCAUUGUUGAAGAUGAGCCAAACAAAAUUUCAGAACAAGACAGAACCACAGUCAAAGCAAACAUUGUUAAUCUGAUGCUAAGCAGUCCAGAACAGAUUCAGAAGCAGUUGAGUGAUGCAAUAAGCAUCAUUGGGCGAGAAGACUUCCCUCAAAAAUGGCCUGACCUUCUAACAGAGAUGGUGACCCGGUUCAGAAGUGGAGACUUCCAUAUUAUCAAUGGAGUGCUCCGCACUGCCCACUCUCUCUUCAAGAGGUAUCGCCAUGAAUUUAAGUCAAAUGAGCUUUGGUUGGAGAUCAAACUAGUUCUCGAAACAUUUGCCUUACCGCUGACUGAGUUGUUCAAGGCCACCAUUGAGUUGUGUCAGACUCAUGCUACUGAUAUCAAUGCAUUGAAAGUCCUCUUCUCCUCGCUGACACUGAUCUCCAAGCUUUUCUACAGUCUUAACUUUCAGGACCUUCCUGAGUUUUUUGAAGAUAACAUGGAAACCUGGAUGACCAAUUUCCAUGCGCUUCUGACUUUGGACAAUAAACUUUUACAAACAGAUGAUGAGGAGGAAGCAGGUCUCUUGGAGCUCCUUAAGUCACAAAUCUGUGACAAUGCUGCACUUUAUGCACAGAAGUAUGACGAAGAGUUUCAGCCAUAUCUUCCUCGUUUUGUCACUGCUAUCUGGAACCUCUUAGUUUCCACUGGGCAGGAAGUUAAAUACGACCUGCUUGUGAGCAAUGCCAUCCAGUUUUUGGCAUCGGUCUGUGAAAGACCACACUACAAAAAUCUAUUUGAGGAUCAGAAUACACUCACUAGCAUUUGUGAGAAGGUCAUUGUGCCCAAUAUGGAGUUCAGAAGUGCAGACGAGGAGGCUUUUGAAGAUAACUCUGAAGAAUAUAUACGGAGGGACCUUGAAGGCUCUGACAUCGACACUCGACGUAGGGCAGCCUGUGACUUAGUAAGAGGCCUGUGUAAAUUUUUCGAAGGCCCAGUCACAGCCAUCUUCUCUGGGUAUGUGAACUCAAUGCUGGCAGAGUACGCGAAGAACCCUUGUGCAAACUGGAAGCACAAAGAUGCCGCCAUCUAUUUAGUCACAUCACUAGCAUCGAAAGCACAGACACAGAAGCAUGGAAUUACACAAGCCAAUGAAUUGGUGAAUUUGACAGAGUUUUUUGUGAAUCACAUUCUCACAGAUCUAAAAUCUGCUAACGUCAAUGAAUUCCCAGUGUUGAAGGCAGACGCUAUCAAGUAUGUGAUGAUAUUUAGAAGCCAGCUUCCUAAGGAGCAACUGCUGCAGGCUGUUCCUCUCUUGAUCUCUCACUUGCAGGCAGAAAGUACUGUGGAACACACAUAUGCUGCCCAUGCUUUGGAGAGGCUGUUUACGAUGAGGGGCCCAAACAAUACAACACUUAUCACUGCUGUGGAGAUGGCGCCUUUUACUGACAUGCUCCUCACCAACCUGUUCAAGGCAAUGACACUUCCUGGUUCAUCCGAAAACGAAUACAUCAUGAAAGCCAUCAUGCGAAGCUUCUCACUGCUCCAGGAAUCAAUCGUUCCUUACAUUCCCACUUUAAUUGAUCAACUCACUCAGAAGCUCCUUUUAGUCAGCAAGAACCCUAGUAAGCCGCACUUUAACCACUACCUGUUCGAGUCCCUCUGUCUGUCUGUCCGGAUCACCUGCAAGGCUAACCCCACCACUGUUGGCAGCUUUGAGGAAGCUCUCUUCCCUGUUUUCACAGAGAUUCUCCAGAAUGAUGUCCAAGAGUUUCUCCCCUAUGUAUUUCAAGUAAUGUCUCUCCUCCUGGAGAUUCAUUCCAACUCAAUUCCCUCUUCCUACAUGGCUUUAUUCCCUCACCUACUGCAGCCUGUGCUGUGGGAGCGCACGGGCAACAUCCCCCCUCUGGUGCGCCUGCUUCAGGCCUACAUGCAAAAAGGGGGAGCCACUAUUGCUUUAUCUGCUGCUGAUAAGAUACCUGGACUGCUCGGUGUUUUCCAAAAGCUUAUUGCCUCCAAGGCAAAUGACCACCAAGGAUUUUACUUGCUCAACAGCAUCAUCGAGCACAUGCCCCCAGAAUCCCUCAUUCAGUACAGGAAGCAGAUAUUCAUUUUGCUUUUCCAGAGACUCCAAAGCUCCAAAACCACAAAGUUUAUCAAAAGUUUCUUGGUAUUUGUCAAUUUGUAUUGUGUCAAGUAUGGCGCUAUUGCACUCCAGGAGAUUUUUGACAGCAUCCAGGCAAAAAUGUUCGGUAUGGUCUUGGAGAAAAUUGUUAUUCCAGAGGUUCAAAAGGUGUCUGGAACAGUUGAGAAAAAGAUCUGUGCCGUUGGUAUCACGAAGGUACUCACUGAAUGUCCUGCUAUGAUGGAUACGGAGUACACUAAGCUCUGGACCCCGCUGCUCCAGGCCCUCAUUGGUCUCUUUGAGCUGCCCGAGGAUGACAGCAUCCCGGAUGAUGAGCAUUUCAUUGACAUUGAAGACACACCUGGCUAUCAGACUGCGUUCUCACAGCUGGCCUUCGCGGGAAAGAAGGAAUACGACCCCAUCGGAGAUGCUGUUGGCAAUCCUAAAAUAUUGUUGGCCCAUUCGCUCCACAAGCUUUCUACAGCCUGUCCAGGAAGGGUUCCAUCAAUGCUGAGUAGUAGUAUGAAUACUGAGGCCCUCCAGUUUCUGCAGACUUAUCUACAGGGAGCCAACGUGCAACUUGUCUGAAAGACGAUGCUGUUCACUUCAAAAGGAUGCCGUAAUGUAUACACGCUCUACUACCAUCAAAAAAACGGAAUCCCCCACUGAGGUAAUCAUUGACCACUUAGGGUUUUCUCUUGAAGGCGAUGAUUAGGUUUUACGUGUUUUAAAGACCAUGACCAAAUGGUAGUUUAACACAUUUACAGUUUUGUUUUUUGAGCUCUUGCCGUUUGUUGUGAAACAAAAGUUGGAAGAAAGAAGCAAAAAUCCAUCAUUCACUUUUUCCAACAACAGCUCUAGCAAAAGACGAUGAACAUAUUGGAAUUUAUCUAGGCUUUUUUUUUUUUUUUUUAAUGUUUUUGUGUUGCAUGUUUGCUGGAGCUUUGUUCAUGUGUAGGCUGUUUUGAAAAUUUUCAUGUGAAUAAAAAGAGGCACUUGUA